GACCGGCAGCGGGCUCUGGCCGCGGCUGUCCGGAGACAGCAGGUUCCUGAGCGGUGGCGAUAAGGGCCUUGUCCCGGCCUCAUGAAGCCUCGGCAGGUCCCCGCUGUCAGGCCGCCCCCCUCCUCCUCUCAGAAUGGUCCCGUCUCCAGCUCAAAUUCGCGGAAUUACCGGGCGCCGAUUCUAAGAAGCGACAGCGGUUCCUGGAAGGAGCGGGGCCGGGGUUUCCAGGAACAGACUUGUCACUGAGCUGAACUCUUGUGCACCAGGGCCACCAGCAAGGGUGCAAUGGCCUCGGCAGCAGCAGACAGCUGCAUCCAGUUCACCAGACAUGCGAGUGACGUGCUGUUUAACCUGAACCGACUGCGGUCCCGGGACAUUCUGACUGAUGUUACUAUCCUAGUGGAUCGUCAGCGUUUCCGAGCCCACAAGACUGUGCUCAUGGCGUGCAGUGGCCUUUUCUACGCUAUCUUCACUGAUCAGCUGAAGUUCAACUUGAAUUUGAUUAGUUUGGACCCAGAAGUUGACCCAGAGGGAUUUGGUAUUUUACUGGAUUUUAUGUACACAUCUCGCCUGCCCCUGAGAGACAGCAGUAUCAUGGUGGUGAUGAGUACAGCUCUAUAUCUGCAAAUGGACCAUGUGGCAGAUACCUGCCGCAGAUACCUGCAGUCCAGUGAAGAUCUCUGCUCUACAAUCAGUUCACCCCAGCAGGGGUUUCUCUCCAGCAAUGCAAUGUUACCUCCAGAAGCCUUAAGCUUUCGAAAAUCUGAAGUGACUGAAAAUCUGCUUCGUGAUGCAUCAGCCCCUGAUGGGAGGCCUCUGGGCUCGAGUGUCUACAACGUAAUGACUCCCUCUGCACACCCUUACCCUUUGUACAGCCACAUCCCUGUUCACAGUUACUCUGCAAACCCUUACUUGGUUAAUGAAUUCCGGGACUCCCAUGUCCCUUUGUCCGAUGUCCCCAAGCUCAGGAGGUACCAGGGUAACUGCGUGCAGCACAAUGGUGACACGGGUUUCACAAAGUACAACAGCAGGUCUGUCACUGACAUCUCGUCCAAUAUUUGUCAUGCGACUGUUUUCUCUCCCAGAGAGAUUUGUAGAGAAGGUGAUGUUAAAAUGGAUUUGCACUAUAAUCAAACUCCGAAUUCCAAAAUGGCCACGCAGUCCACCAUGAGUAACUUGGCAAAUUACUCUUCCUCACUGCUGAAUAGUAGGAAGGCUGAAGAAAGCAAUAUCCUGAAGGCGGAUCGGAGAGAAUUCUUGGAAUCCAGUAACCUGCCUGUUAAUCAUAAAGGCCCUCUAAUUGGACCUCGGAGUCCUCUGAAAUCUGACUGUCAACCCAACUCCCCAACUGAAUCCAGCAGCAGCAGGAACGCCUUCAGGAGUCAGUGUUCAGAAUCUCCCACAGCCAAGAGCCCCAUUGACCCCAAAGCCUGUAACUGGAAAAAGUACAAAUUCAUUAUUCUGAACUCUUUGAACCAGAGCUCAAAAACUGAAAACGACAAUCACCUCGAGCCUGAAAAUGGCUCUGCUCCAACCUUCACUGCUUCUCCUGCCCCUUUCCACCAGUCCACUGAUGCCGAGACUUUGGGAAGCCAAACACCAGCAAAAAUGGAUGUUGAUGGGGAUGAUCUGCACGUUCCCCAGGCCAGCAAACUCAACAACAUUGUCAACAGGUCACCCGAGGAGUCUUCACUGGAUAACCAGCAAACAUCUCCGAUCGAUGCCUUCCCCCGCAAAUGUAGCUUGUGUGAGUCACCGGCUCACCAACACACUGAACUGUGCCGUGUCACACCUGUGUCUCACCUGGGAGAGGAACUGACCGAGACACAGUCUGAGCUCUCAGACUCCAGCUCAGACAAUGGAUCUUUCUUCUGUGGUGAGUGUGACUGUAAGUUCACCGAUGAUGCCACACUCAAGAGGCACAUGGUCCAAUCACACAGCGACAAGCCCUACAAAUGUGACCGAUGCCAAGCUGCAUUCCGCUACAAGGGGAACCUGGCAAGUCACAAAACUGUGCACACAGGGGAGAAGCCAUAUCGCUGCAAUAUCUGCGGAGCUCAGUUCAAUCGUCCUGCAAACCUGAAGACUCACACACGCAUCCAUUCUGGUGAAAAGCCAUACAAAUGUGAGACCUGUGGAGCACGGUUUGUCCAGGUAGCUCACCUCCGAGCUCAUGUGCUGAUCCACACCGGAGAGAAACCCUAUCCAUGUGAGAUCUGUGGGACUCGCUUUCGACAUCUGCAGACACUUAAGAGUCACCUUCGGAUCCACACAGGGGAGAAGCCUUACCAUUGUGAGAAAUGUAACCUGCACUUUCGCCACAAGAGCCAGUUGAGACUUCACCUGAGACAGAAACAUGGAGCCAUCACCAAUACCAAGGCACAGUACAGAGUGCCUGCAGAGCCACAGUCAGACGUCUGCCCAGCUCGCUGACCACUCGCUUAGCUUUGCACACACGUUGAACUUUUUUGAGGUGGUGGAAUUUCUUUGAAUUGUUAAGGGUUUUCAUUCAGAGUUCCCCCAUGUGGUAAACUUUAUGACAGGUAUCAUCAGAUCAAACUCUAACGGGUUUCUUGUGAAAAGUGCUUGCAAUUUUUCUGUUAAUAGACGUUUGGAGUGUUUAAGCUUUUAAAAGAUGCCUCUCUGCCCAUAAUAUAAAGGAAUGUAUGAAAAUAUAUAUAUAUAUUUUUCCUGUGCAAAGCACAGAUCAGAGUUGUACUAUUAUAUAAAAUGGGAAGGGUCAAUGAUAUUUUUAACCAAAGUUCUAGCUAUGGCAGUUAAUGAAUGAUGCUUCAGGCAGAUUGUCUGCAGGCAGAGCACAGUCUGAACAUCUCUAUUGCUUAAAGCACUUAAGAUAUUUUGUCUAUUGUGAAAAUUAUAUAUGUGCUUUUUGAAGUAUUCUUUACAGUUGUUUUUGAAAAGUAAGGUUUACAUUUUGUCCAAAUGCUGUAUUCAUUUCUUGUUCAUGUUGUUCCCGUCUUGUUGACCAGAGCAGUUUCCAUUGGUGCCUUCUACGUGCUAAAGCUGGAUGUCCCAAAGGUUCUGAUUCUCCCUGACACUCUCUCUUUAGCCCCCUCCCCAGCCCCUUGCCCCUAUACUCCCCUCUCCACCUCCCUGUGACCCUGGAACCCCUUUUGUGCCCUGGGUCACUGAGCGCUCCACUGUGAGCUUCCAACACAAUGUUGGUUUAAAACUGGGCAAUGAUUUGAGAAUUUUUAUCACAUACUGUACAAUAUAUCUGUAAGGACGUAAUAAAAAUAUAUCGCACUGUU
Carcharodon carcharias (great white shark) is the source of this 3272-nucleotide messenger RNA. It is a transcript of the gene bcl6aa, whose product is annotated as BCL6A transcription repressor a. Gene Ontology annotation, biological process: regulation of transcription by RNA polymerase II. Gene Ontology annotation, cellular component: nucleus. The record is from RefSeq and is a predicted model, not a curated record. NCBI's taxonomy places the organism in Eukaryota, Metazoa, Chordata, Chondrichthyes, Lamniformes, Lamnidae. The coding region runs from base 286 to 2433 and encodes 715 amino acids. The transcript has 10 exons. Gene Ontology annotation, molecular function: protein binding; DNA-binding transcription factor activity, RNA polymerase II-specific; RNA polymerase II cis-regulatory region sequence-specific DNA binding.